This is a messenger RNA of Effrenium voratum, 1267 nucleotides long. The record is from the annotation of a GenBank genome assembly. NCBI's taxonomy places the organism in Eukaryota, Dinophyceae, Suessiales, Symbiodiniaceae.
GCCGAACCUUGGCACGGACGUUGGGCGGUGGGAGUAUUUUGAUGGUGGAAUGUGCUAAAGUUGUCCUGGGAAGCAACCACUUGAAGACUUGACGACUUGACCUCGUAGCUCAAGCUCGGCCUUUGUCACCCUCUCUGGGCCGAACUCCGCUCCCUACGACGACGCCUCUUUCUUGAGGCUUCCACAUCAGUCUUCAGUCUCCAGCCGUGAGCAGCAUCAUGGUCAUCUUUACCCUGAUCGCCCUGACCGUGGCUGCAGCAGCAGAUGUCACAUGCGAGGACAAGUCUUGCAAGGAGGUGGAGUUGCUGCAAGACCAGGCUGUGAACUUGCUGCAAGUCAUGCCAGGCGGGCUGAACAUGCACACCACCCUGUCAGUACGUGAUGUGGCACGUGCGAAGCAGCUGGUGCCGGGCCCGGCGUUUCUUGCGGCGCACGGGGAGUCCAAUGGUCUGUUGAACAAGCAUCUUCUGCGCAUCACGAAGGGCCAUGCAAAGCCUUGCGAGCACUUCAGCUUGGAGGACCUGGAUCAAGUCCUGGCGGCCAUUGAUCUGAAGAGCCAUCCGCAUCUGCAGGAGAUUUAUGAGAGCAAUCGCCACCCAAGCAAUGAGCACUGGAAGGAUAGCCGCGGCAGUGAGGCAGCCACGCUGAAUGAGGACAAGCUCUCCGAGCACCCAGAGCUUCAUGCGAUGGUAAAGGCCGAGAAGAAAUGCUAUGAUGCCGCAAUGCGCUUUACCCACAGCAUCAGUGACGCAGACAAGAAGGAGCUCCUUGCCAGCCACAAGAUCCCAUUGCUUCCAGAGCGAGGUGCUCAUGAAACCGAGGCACUGUUGAAGACAACUCUGGGAGACGCGGAGGCCGGAAUGUUAGUCUUCUAUGCCAAUUGCGCCGCUUGCCAUGCUGGUGGUUGGAAUGUCAUCGCUCCGGAUAAGACCCUGGACAAACAGGCCCUGUCGGACAACCUCAUGUUGAGCACACCGGCCAUCGAGAGGCAGGUCACGAACGGCAAGAAUGCCAUGCCGGCAUUUGGAGGUCGCCUCUCUGACGACGACAUUAAGAAUGUUGCAGACUAUGUCUUGCAGCAGGCCGAAUCUAGGAGCUGGUAGGCGCAAAGCACUACUUUCCCUCAUGCCUGUCGUAGCUGGCACGGCUGAUUGCACGGUGAAAUCCCAGCUCAAGCAUUUGUUUUCUUUGAGCUGGCUCGCGCCCCGCGCGCCGGAUGCCAGAGGCUUGGACCAAAGCGUGAAAUCUGACUCCUGAAUAUGAGGGU